UCAGCCAACUUGUGUUCACCUGGAACUUGAAGUCUCUCAAACGACCCGUGGGUGGUCCUCAGACCUCACUUUGGUAACCCUCCUGCCUCAGCCUCAUGCAGUUUGAACUCCAUGAGAAGAUAACAUCUCCUGUCUAGGAGGAGAGCCAGGGUUGAACUGUGAGGGAGGCUUGGUCGCUGAAAAGGUGGAGUAAAUAGUGUGUGAAAAUACCAAAACAAGCGAUCCACAGGUGUGUCGGAUGAAAGAACAGAUUUGUCUCUUCGGUGCAGCUCGGAUAAUACGGUUUUGUGAUGGAGUGGCGCGAGCAGUCCGAGGUCAGCUGCGACGAGGCGUACUUGGAGGCACAGAGAUGGAUUGAGGCAGUAACCAAGAAAACACUUGGAAGCGACGACUUCCGAUCAGCGCUGGAGAAUGGAGUUCUGCUGUGUGAUUUGAUCAACAACAUCAAGCCUGGAAUCAUCAAGAGAGUUAACAGGCUGCCUACACCUAUAGCUGGACUGGACAACCUGAACGUCUUCCUCAAGGCCUGCGGGAAGUUAGGACUAAAGGAAGCGCAGCUCUUUCACCCAGGAGAUCUUCAAGAUUUAUCAACAAGAGUAACAGUCAAGCAUCAAGAGACCAACAGGAGACUGAAAAAUGUUUUGAUCACCAUAUACUGGCUGGGAAGAAGAGCUCAGUGUGACCGUAUCUAUGAUGGACCUUACCUGAAUUUGAAGGCAUUCGAGGGCUUAUUGGGCACAGCGCUAUACAAGGCUCUGCAGGAAUCGCCCAGUCAGAAAGGCAGCAGUGUCAGAGACAGCGGUUUUGGAGAUAGCUGGUACUCAGAGAGAGAGGAGCUCUUCCAACUGAGAGAAGGAGGAGGAGGAGGAGGAGGAGACAGACACCGGAGAGACGACUCCCUGGACAGCUUGGACUCUUUGGGCUCCCAACCCCAGAGCAUCUCAUCUGAGAUCACUCUUAAAGGCAGCGUCGAGGCUCCAGGUUUUUGCAGUGAUACCGAGGUAGACUCUGUCUUCAGGAUGGCUGAGAACAAGGACGGUCUUAGUUACCGGCGGUCAGUAGUCAUCACACCCAAGGCCACCGCCCAGUUCAACCAGUUCCUUCCCAGUAAAGACAAAGCGUCAGCCUACGUGCCGGCUCCGCUGAGGAAGAAACGGGCCGAGCGCAAUGAGGACCACCGGCGCAGCUGGGCCAACCCCAUAUACACAGAGGAUGAAGGCGCACUGACCAGCGACUGCUAUGGCCAAAGUCAAGUAUCCCAGAGUGCCUUGCCUGCGGCUCAUGUACCGUUGGCCUACGAGUAUGAAAGCGGCAGCGACUCUGACGCAGAACGACCGGACCCCGACCUUGUUCUGGACGACCUGGCCAGCAGACGCUUCCACAGCCCCUCCCCGGCUCCUCCAACCAACUUCGCCUUGCCCGCCACCCCCCUGGCAGCAGGAAGGGCACCUGCCGGUAGCGGGGGCCCCUGGCCUAAGGUCAAUAUGACCCCCAAUGUUGCCCCUCCACAGAAUGUGACCUGCCUCAGCAGCGGUGUCAACAGUGGGGAAAUGCAGCCCCCCCAGCAGGGCUCCGAGAAGGAGGACCACCGCCGGCCCGUGUCCACCGACAGCCUGUUCAGGGAGAUGUACGGUGACUCUGACGAUGAGGACGAGGAGGAGGGCUAUGCUGACCCCGUCCAAGAUGACCUCUACUCCCGCAAGAUGGGCAUCAAACCUCAGCCUGUUGCAAAAGUGUCUUAUGACAAGUUCUUACCAAAGUUCUGGAGCCCUGAAGAAGAAGUUCACAUACAGAAGAUUAAAAUGGGCUCUCAGAGGAGACCCUGGUACAAGAAGAUACAAGGCUUCAGCCAUAAGAAGUCGGGCUCUUCGUCAGAUGAUUCGGACUGUGACACCAGUCCUUGGCUCUCCUCCGCCCCCUCUCACUCCGGCCCCUCCCCCUCUCACUCCCACACACACGAGGCCUCGGCUCACACCACCCUCAUUGUGGGGAAAAGUCCUCAUAUUCAAGCACACACUCUCCCUCAGCUCCCCAAGAUACAGUCCCCUCUGUUAGAGACCCCCCCUCUGGUGUUUGCCCCAGUGGACCCUGCCUCGGGUCCCCGGCUGGUCAAAUGUGAGAGGUGGCCCCUCUUAGGGCGCCAAGACCCCAGGGAGCCCCCGGAUAUCUUUGAUUAUGAGAGCAUAAUCCCUGAUUUGGAGAAUGAUGACAUGUUUACCAGGCGAACCCUUACCUUCCAGUCCAACACAGACAUGGCUUUGAUGAAGACGCAGCUGUCUGCUCACCGUCGUCUCUACACCUCUGAGCCGCAACUCAACAUCAUCACCCAGCGACACGGCAUCACAGAGGAGAGUGAGUUCCCUGAUAUCGAGCAGGACGAUGUUGUUUAUCGUAAGGAGAAAUCUCAGAAGGAACAGCGGCCCCUCUCCGGUGCCCCUGACAACUACGCCCCUAUGUCCAUCCCAGAGCCAUGGGAUCUGCCUCCUGAGCUCAAAGCCAGACUCCUGUGCCCCCCAUGUCCUCUGAUCCAGGAGGUAGCAGCAAACAAACAGAAUGAGGAUGCGAAUGAGAUGCGUCCUAAAACGGAUGACAUGCUGGUCAGGAAAUGUGGAGUUUGUUCUGAUCAGAGCCAGAGCUCUCUGAUGACGCCCUCAGUGCCUUCUUUCUGUAGUGAAGGUGACCUGCAGAAAUGGAAGGCUAUCAGGGUAGCCAGUCAGCUGAGACAUAGGAAGAGGCUCAUGGUGGAGAGGCUGGCUGCUCUGAGCUCUGAUAUGAAGACGAGUAAAUCAACAAGUGAUAUCCAGGUUGAUCCCAGCGUCAACCGGCAGGUUCGAUACGAAGAGCUUCAGCAGGUUCGUGAGAAGACAAAGGAAAGUGAUGAUCAGUGGCAGGAUGACCUGAGCAAAUGGAAGAACCGACGCAGGAGUGUCAACUCUAAUAUCGUGAAGAAGAAAGAGGAAAGGGAGAAGGUAGAGGAGACUACGUACAGCAGCGACAACAGAAGGUCCAAGACCCUCAAGGAGAUGCAAGAGGAGAGAGGAAAUAAAGGAAGGAACAGCAUCGGCAGCCGUAUAUCAUCUCUGUCUUACCCGGACGACGACGAAGUCUUUGAUAAACCUGUCACUUCCCCACGUAUCCGAACCCUUCCUGCCAGGAGCUACACUAUUGACACUCCUUACCAUUCCUCUGAGCCUUCUCUGAAAGAGGUCGAACCCCCCGCUGCCUCCCCAGCUGCUAGCAGGGCCGCCUCCCCUCCAACCUCACGGGAAGUUGACAUUGUGGAUAGAUCUGCAGGCAGCUACGCCACAACCACCAAUACUCCCACCUUCACUCCCAGAAGCUGCAGAUCUCCUUCUCCAGCACCUAUAGAGAGGAGUCCUGUCACAGAACGCAACAGCACAAUCAAGACAGAGGAGACCACCACCAACUUCACCCCCUCCUUCACUCCCAGCAGCCGCAGACCUCCUUCUCCAGCACCUUUUGAGAGGAGUCCUGUCACAGAACGCAAAAACACAGUCAAAACAGAGGAGACCACAACCACCUUGAUCCCCUCUUUGAUUCCCAGCAUCCCUCCCAGUAUCCGCAGAUCGCAUUCUCCAACUUUUGCACCUUUAAAGUGGAGUCCAGUCACAGAACGCAAAAGCAGAGUCAAGACAGAGGAGACCACAACCACAGUCAUCUCCUCUUCUAGCUCCGUACAAAAGGUGCCGGAGCCUAGGCGCCCAUUGUCGCGCAUACAGACUGAGGUGGGGGCCCCCUCCUCUGGUUUUCUGUACAAACAACAACCACAGACCAGCUCGAUGGAACCCAAGCCUCCCGGGGUGUCUCAUGUUUCCGCCUCCCUCCCCAGGAGCUACCAGAAAUCGGAUAGCGCACGUAUAACCUCAGUUGUCACGGCAAGGCCCUUCGGGACCCAGUCGUCCCGCCUCAGCUCCCUGCCCCGUCCAUUCAUAGCCGGACAGACGGACACCGCUCAGAAGCGUGUCAACGGCAGCGCAGAUGUUUCUAAGAAGCCGCCGGUGCAGAGCCGCUAUCAACAGUUCAUGACCUCUGAGGACGAGGCUCAAUCUCAGUCCAGCUCAGUCCACAGCAGUGACGACGAGGAGGACGAGGAAGAAGAAGAGAAGACCACAGUGAAGGGCAUGACCUCUACUAAGAGUGUCUCACCUGUCCCUCCUCAAUUCAAGAGUGAAACUCCAGUCAGUCCUGCUCCUGCCAAAGAAACUAGCCAGGAGAACUACUCUGAGAUGCGGAUCAGCCUGAACCAGAAGCCUAACAGCAGCAAAGACUUUGGCUUCCAGGCAGUGUGGGACUCGACAGGAGCUCGUGUCACCACCAUCCAGCCAGGCAGUCCUGCAGAGAUUCAGGUGGGAGACAAGGUGCUGGCGGUGAACGGGCAGCAGGUGGCAGAAAUGAGCUACACAGAGUGGAAGUCCUGCAUGGAGGAGGCUCUUCACGAAGGCAGUCUGGUCAUGGAUAUACGCCAUCAUGGCAAGAACAACUGGGACACAGAUCAACCUUCCCUGCCAUAUAAAAGCCAUAAGAUCAUCAAUCUGACGAGUAUGGAUCAUCCGACACUUCUAGGUUCCUCUGACUCAAACACUGUCAGCUCCAGCCUGGAUUUCACCUCACGCACUUCCAUGGAAAAGCUGGCAACCAAAGAGGCCCCCGCCUGCCCCGUCAUCGAUGUGGCUUCAAACAGAGUUAAUGGAGGUUUCCUUGAGCAGCCGGUGACCAUGAGGAACAAAGAGUCAGAACCCAUAUCUUUGAAAAACUUAAAACGGAGGUCAGAGUUUUUUGAAAAAGGUGGCUCAGGGUCCAGUGUCAGUGCGCUGGUCUACCUCUGUGGAGGAUCAGAGUCUGCAAUGCCAGAUAUUCUUGUUCCCCCAAUCAUUCCUUCCAGCCGCUGGUCCUGGGACCCCGAAGAGGAGCGCAAAAGACAGGAGAAAUGGCAGAAGGAGCAGGAGCGCCUCCUACAGGAGAAAUAUAAGCGCGACCAGGAGAAGAUGCAGGAGGAGUGGAUGAAGGCUCAGCAGGACGUGGCCGACAGCGUAGAAGAAGAAGAGGAGCCAGAGAGCCUGGUGGUGGACAGACACAGCCUCAGCCCACACUCACCCGUCUCCCCCUUCAACCAGCCAGCCUUUCCUUCAUGGGAGGAGGAAGAGAGAAAGAGGAAAGCGGAACAGGAGCGCCAAAGGCUGGAGGAAGAGCGGGAACGCCAAAGACAGGCGGAGGAGCAGGAGCGCCAAAGGCAGGCGGAGGAGAGGAGGAAGAGGGAGGAGGAGGAGCGUGAGCUGCUGCGUCUUCAGGAGGAGAGAAAGCAGAAAGAAAGGCAGGAGGAAGAGGAGAGAAAGAUGAGGGAGGAGGAAGAGCUGAGAUGGCAGAAGAGGAGAGAGGAGGAGAGGCGACAGGAAGUUGCAGAGCAUCAGCGCAGAGAGCAGGAGAGAGCCCUGCAGCAGCAGCAGCAGUGGGCUGGUGACUCCCAUGACUUUGCUAAUGUCCAGCCGUCUCUGUCCUUUACAGACAGGACGAAAUCUCAAUCAUCUCCCCAGCUCGAUGAAGAGGAAAAACCUCAGAGAAAAGGUGUUUAUAUGCAGCGGGGGGGCAUGGCUCACUGGCUGCUGGAAGAGCAGGCGAGGAAUGCGAGUCAACAGGCCCAGAGUCAGCGGGCUGCGUCAGAGCUGGAGAUGGAGAGGAGGAACAUCCUCAAUGCCAUGAGAUACAGAGAGCCGGAGAAAGUGACAGGCGGUGUUGUGGGGGACAGGAUGGGAAAGCAGUCCCAGUCCCAGGCGGAGCUGGAGCGCCAGCAGAUCCUGAACGAGAUGAAGAAGAAGACUCCGAUGCUGAGGGACAAAAGCUGGAUCCGCCAGAACUCAGCCGCCAUCGGCACCACCCAGGAGUCCCACGCACCCUCAAUGCGCAGAGGUGAGUCUCUUGACAACUUGGACACCUCCUACAACUCCUGGCGCUCCUCAUGGACCCCCAGAAGCACCUCCCACAUCCCAAACUACUCUGCGCCGUACUCUGGUGGCCCUUCCCUUUAUGGUGGUGGUAUUGGGGGCCAGCGUCCUGUCUCCUCCACCCUGCCUUCCUCCUACUCCAUGGGCUCCCUCCGAGGCGGGGCAGGACCCCCCUCGUCCCCUUGGUCCCGGCAGUCUUCUUCCCCUUCUCCUUCCUCUCCAUCACCUGCCACUUCUCCAGAGCCCACGUCAGAGGCAGGCGCCCCUCAGCAGCGCAACAGGUCAGUGAGUGGCAAGAAAAUCUGUACGUUCUGUGACACCCCGCUGGGAAAGGGAGCAGCCAUGAUCAUCGAGUCCCUCGGGCUCUGUUAUCAUUUGACCUGUUUUAAGUGCAUCGACUGUAAGUCUGAACUCGGGGGAUCGGAGGCUGGGGCUGAAGUCAGAAUACGAAACAAACAGCUCCACUGUAACUCCUGCUACAUCCGGUAUAAAGUUGGCCAGCCAACCUCUAUGUGACGUGACUGUCCUCCAGCAGAUCGAUGAAGAGACUACUUGUGACAACAACCCAUGAACAUUUAAGGGAACGUUGAAGCCAUUGCAAAUAGCUGGGACACUUGGUAUGGACAUGUUUCCAUUAAUGAAAAUCUCAGUUGCCUCGCUGAUGAGAAUUAUAUUCGUGUGUGAUUGAGAGGGUAAGCUUGCAAAGAAGUUAUCUACUUUAAUGUUUAUAUCAUAUUAAGUAUUACACAAUGAAAGGGUUCUGCAUGCGCCAGAGUUAUUAAAUGUUUAAGCCACAAAACGAGUCAAUACGUUAAAUUGUAAGAUUGUUUAUGAUCUUUGUUAUGACCUUCGCUUAUAAAGAUAUUAGAGAUCUUGAGAGAGCUUUAAAGAUUUCAAUCUCCUCUUACACAUGCUUUUAUUUCCGCUCAGUCUUGUGGUAUUAACAUGUUUAUUUGUUUUGUUUGUAACAGGGAAAAGUAAUUAAGAUUACUCUAUUAGCAUUCUUGCAAAACCUAUUUAAAACCGUCUGCUUGGAUAGCACUUGUCUGGAGUUUUCACUUGUACACACAAGCAGGUUUUCGUGUAAAGAAUAUAUAAUACUGAAUGGCAUUGAGGCAAACCGUAACAUUUGUAAAUAAAAUGACUAUAUGUC
Gymnodraco acuticeps is the source of this 7113-nucleotide messenger RNA. RefSeq names its product LIM domain 7a (gene lmo7a). Bases 291 to 6476 code for a protein of 2061 amino acids. The record is from RefSeq and is a predicted model, not a curated record. Gene Ontology annotation, biological process: regulation of cell adhesion; regulation of signaling. The transcript has 36 exons. Gene Ontology annotation, molecular function: protein binding. NCBI's taxonomy places the organism in Eukaryota, Metazoa, Chordata, Actinopteri, Perciformes, Bathydraconidae.